This is a messenger RNA of Fundulus heteroclitus (mummichog), 4244 nucleotides long. RefSeq names its product ADAM metallopeptidase with thrombospondin type 1 motif, 13 (gene adamts13). The transcript has 29 exons. Gene Ontology annotation, molecular function: metalloendopeptidase activity. The record is from RefSeq and is a predicted model, not a curated record. NCBI's taxonomy places the organism in Eukaryota, Metazoa, Chordata, Actinopteri, Cyprinodontiformes, Fundulidae. Gene Ontology annotation, cellular component: extracellular matrix. Gene Ontology annotation, biological process: proteolysis; extracellular matrix organization. Bases 74 to 4219 code for a protein of 1381 amino acids.
CCUGUCCUGCAUGAGCAGGAGGGAACAUACAUAGUCUCAGUGUCAAAGGAGAGCAGGCAGGCGCACAGGAAGAAUGAGGAAAAUGCUUUUUGUGACUGUGCUGUGGCUCCUGCUCUUACUGCCUGGCUUCAACGCUCUAAUGGGAUCUCCUCAGGAUGAGAUCCCAUGGGGAAAAGCCUCCUCUGCCGACACUACAGUAAGCGACCGGUUACGUCGCUCCACCGUGAUGCCUGACGUCACCCAUCUGGAACUGCUGGUGGUGGUGGGGCCGGACGUCCAGCAGGUCCACAAGCAGGACACGGAACGAUACGUUCUCACCAACCUCAAUAUUGCCUCUGAGCUGUUGAGAGACAUGACCCUGGGUGCCAACAUGAGGGUACACCUGGUCCGCAUGAUCAUCCUGUCAGAGCCAGAGCCAGAGAUCCAAAUGUCCACCAACAUCACCUCUUCCCUCAGAAGUGUCUGUGACUGGGGCAGAAGGAUCAACCCCUCCAAUGACUCAGACCCACUACACGCUGACCUCCUGUUGUACAUAACAAGGUACGACCUGGAGCUGCCUGAUGGGAACAAGCAGGUCCGGGGAGUGACCCAGCUGGGUGGGGUCUGCUCCAGCGAAUGGAGCUGCGUGAUCACAGAGGACACGGGCUUCGACCUGGGCAUCACCAUCGCUCAUGAAGUGGGCCACAGUUUUGGGAUCAACCACGACGGAGCGGGGAACAGCUGCACUCGGGGCGGCUUCAUGAUGGCCUCGGAUGGAGGCUACAACAGCGUGGAUUUGACCUGGUCCCCCUGCAGCAGACAGCAGCUCCUCACCUUCUUCAGUGAAGGGAAGGCUGAUUGUGCCAAGGACUUCCCUGCGCUGAGAGGCUCCCUACAGGACUGGAAGCCCGGGCUGUAUUAUGGAGUUGACGACCAGUGUCGCAUCGCUUUUGGGAGCACUGCAAGAGCCUGCUCAUUCUCCAAUCCUGACCUGCCAGCUUGUCGUGUUCUGUCCUGUCACAUUAACCCUGAAGAUGUCAGCUCCUGCAAGCGCCUCCUGGUGCCACUGCUGGAUGGGACAGAGUGUGCGCCCAAUCAGUGGUGUCUGAAGGGACGCUGCGUGUCCCCGGAUGACUUUGGUUCCUCUGUGGUGGUUAACGGCUCCUGGUCCAGCUGGUCUGCGUAUUCCACCUGCUCCCGGACAUGCGGUGGAGGAGUUACGCUCCGGACGAGGGAAUGCAACAACCCAAGACCUGCUUUUGGGGGGAAUGAUUGUGAGGGUCCAGAUAUUGAGGCUGAACUUUGUAACCAACAGCCAUGUGGGCGGACCCAGUUGGAGUUCAUGGCAGAGCAGUGUUCCCAAACAGACCUACAGCCCCUGUACUUGCUACCCAACGCUGCCUCCUUCUACAAAUGGAUCCCUGCCGUUGGCUUUGUCAAAGGGGAUGAGCAGUGCAGACAUAUGUGUCAGUCUGAUGGAGAAAACUUCAUAGUGAGCCGCGGGUCUUAUUUUGUGGAUGGUACUCGCUGUGAGUCACACGGCUCUCCUCCUUACGGCGCAACAGCUGCUUGUCUUCGAGGCAGAUGCCAGCUGUUUGGCUGUGAUGGCGUGCUGCACUCUGGUAAAGUGUGGGAUGUGUGCGGGGUGUGUGGCGGAGAUGGGUCAAGCUGUGUUUUGACAUCUGACUCCUACAGCGGUGGUCGUGCCAAAGAGUACACCACUUUUCUCACUCUGCCAGUAAAUGCCACUCAGGUCCAUGUUAUCAACAGGGCACCUAUCUUCACUCAUUUAGCUGUAAUGGUUGGGGAUCAGUACAUCGUGUCUGGAAGGGGUACCAUGGCUCUGAAUGUCACCCAUCCCUCGCCACUGGAUGAAGACCAUGUACAGUAUCAUCUUCACCUGACUCCUGACCUUUUACCCGAGAUGGAAGAAGUUGUUAUACCUGGACCUCUGAAACAGGAGAUAAGUGUACAGAUCUAUCGCAAAUAUGGAAAAGAAUACGGUGAAAAAACCAACCCAAACAUUAGCUUUCAGUUUUAUGUGCCAAGAAACAAGAAGUUGAACGGCAGAUUACCCAGAGGAAAAUGGGCUCUUUCAGCAACGCCUUGCUCUGUCACUUGUGGAUUGGGUAUAGUGAAGCAGGAGCAUGUCUGUGUAGAUGAAGACACCAACAACCCUUUGAAGCCAAACUACUGUAAAGCCCCUCCUCCUCCCACAACGCCGCACAUACCCUGUCAUCUCUCAUUCUGUCCCCCCAGGUGGGAUGCAGGAAGUUUUGGGGUUUGCAGCGCCUCCUGUGGGGGUGGAUUCCGAGUGCGUCGAGUACGAUGUGUUCAAAAAAAUGUUACUUAUUCCAUAAGGAUUCCAGAUUCAAAGUGUUCCUCAGACACUGCUCCACACUCUGUGGAAAAAUGUAACCUGCACCAUUGCCCCGCCAGAUGGUCUGUGUCAGAGCCAGGGAACUGCUCUGCGGUGUGUGGACCAGGAGAAGCAAAACGCAACGUGUCUUGUGUCCGGCAAGAAGACGGCUCAGACGUCGCGGUGGAUCAUAGCUUCUGCUUAAACCAGAUCGCUCCUCCGGAUUCAGUGCCGUGUGUGGUGGACGUCUGCCCCAUCGGGUGGGAAUCUAAGGUGCAGGAAAGGCCCAGUUUAAAGUCCAGUUUGUUACCGCGCUCCAGACAGGCUCCUGUGUAUGUCUGGAGCCCUGUGGUCAGCCAGUGUUCCAGGACCUGCGGGAAGGGGACCCGAGAGGUGUGGUUUUCUUGUGUGGAUCACCAGACCAGACUGGGGGUGCCUGACUUCAACUGUGACUCUUCCAGCAAGCCUGAGCCUCAUACUGAGAUGUGUGGCCUUUCUCCCUGCCCUCCAGUGUGGCGCUCUAAGCAAGGAGUCUGCAGUGUAACGUGUGGAGGAGGGGUAGCCAAGAGAGUGCUGUAUUGUGCUCGAGAGGCAGAUGGGGAGGAGGAGGAGGAGGUGUUGGAGGAUCACAACUGCAGCGGCUUUCCCAAACCAACAGUGGUGGUUUCGUGUAAUUCUCACCGCUGCCCCGCGAGGUGGAAGGUAUUCAGGACGUCGCCCUGCUCCGUGUCCUGUGACCUGGGCGUAGCUCAGAGGAAUGUGUCCUGCGUCCAGUUUAUCCACGGGAAGGAGAGCGUGGUGCCAGAGGAGGGAUGCCGCGCGGCCGUCAAACCGGCCACCACGGUGCCUUGCCUGGUGCGAGCGUGCACCUUCAAGUGGGAGGUGAAACCAUGGAGCCAGUGUUCGGCACCCUGCGGAUACGGUAUCCAGUCCCGGGCGGUCUCCUGCAUGGGCCCGUCGAGCCCUGACCCCCUCAGCCCCCUGCUUUGCAUGCACAUGCCCAAACCGAUCACGAUCCGAGGGUGCUACGUGGACAGCUGCACAGACGUGGCCUUGGACAAGACCUCUUCAGUCAGCAAAGCAAACCUCACAGAAAAGCAGCUCCCAUCUCCCAUUCCGGUGAGCAAAGACGCACCACAGAACCACGAAGGCAGCCUCCCUCCAACGCCGACAGAGGCCGUAAGCAUCAAGCAGACUACCACAGCCACCCCCACACCAAAGUCUAGUGCAUGCGGGCAGCUACUCCUGGAGGAAUCGGGCACUGUGGAUUUAAAGGACGCGCCGGGCAGAUGCACCGUGUCGAUAGGUCGACCCCUCGACGAGGUCAUCAGCGUUCGAGUCAUCUCCAGCUCCCUGGACUGCAGAAAAAGGGAGUACGUGGCGUUUUUCGACCGUCUGGCUUUCGUGAGAAAGUGCGUGCAGGCAGCAGGCAGUGAACUGACCACCAGAACUAAUGUCCUGCUUGUUCGCCAAAGUCUGGUCACUCCUGGAAAUGGGGUUGUGUUUACCUACAGGUCACAGAAGAACACGAAAAGGAGCCACCAUCAAGAUUGCGACAUCCAGCUCUUUUCGCCCAGCGGCAUAUUUGAGAAUCCAGUUACGUCGAACACCAGUCACACCUGCCGAGUGCUCAUCAACGCCCCUCCCUCAGUGAAGAUCAGGAUCCGGGCGCUGCACAUAGGAUUAGUAUUCAACACCACCAACUCCCACUCUACAUACAUCAUGAUCCGAGACAUGGAUGUCUUGAAGACCAACGUGUUCAACGGCCCGCAGCUGUUCCUGUGGCACUCCUCUGGAAAUAUGGCUGAGCUUGAAUUUCACGGCAGCUACCUGUAUUCCAGGGGAACCUUCAGAGCGGAAUAUGUCUUCGUACAUCUUUGAUCCAAGACACAAAACUACUACGAAU